UUGUUGGUUAACCUUUUGCUCUAUAUACUAGAGUUGACUAACACGAAGGAAAUUUGCCAAGACCCAAGCACUACUAACAAGGCCACCACCAUGGGGAAAGUCUUUAUGAAAGAUGAAUUGGCUUCUAUGCUGAAUCCUACUCCAGAAGUGGAGAAAGAUCCAGAGGCGUUAGACGCAGCACUCUCUGAUCAAGAGUAUUCUAGUGAUAAUGAGAAUAAGAAUGCUGGGAGAGAACACUAUGUUGAUGUUGGUGCAAGCAAGCUGCGUAGCAGACAAGGACCUGCUUUGGAUCCUCGAUUUAAAGGAAAAAAGAUAUCUAGAAAGGAUUUGGAGGCAAACCAAGAUAAUGAAUCCCUUUCUGAGGAAGAUUCCGAGGAUUUGGAAGAAGAACCUCUCAGUGAAAAUGAAAACUCGGGUGAGGACGUAUCUGAAGGCGUUUCGGGAGAUGAAGAUGAAGCAGGUAGUGAAGAUCAAUCUCUAUCUGAAAACGAAGACGAGUCUGAUGAGGGUUCCGAAGAGGAGGAUAAUGAAGCGGCUGCACUUCCUGAUGGAGAUAUUUCCAAGCUAAAAAAGAUGUUGCAUGGAGAACAAAGACUGUCUGAUAAGAUUAGAAGCUCUGCUGUUCAGGAUAUGAAGAAGGGUGUUGCUCUUCAGGAACAAAUGCGAUUGUACGAUCGAGUCCUAGAUACACGGAUACGUUUGCAAAAAGGGUUUACUCAAGCACACACUGUGAAUACAUCCGAGGGAAACCAAGACAAUGUCUCCAAUGAUCAAGCAGACGAGUCUGUGGUUUCCACUGAUGAUGUUAAAAAUUCCUUGCUCUCCUUCAUUCAAAAAACGAUGGAACUCCGCGUUGAUUUGAUGGUGGAUAGUGGUAUAGAACCUAGAGGCCUGAAAAGAAAAGCGGAUUCCGAGGAUCUAGAGUCAAUUUUAUCGACAAUGAAUAACUUAGACGACUCUUUAGAAGACUGGAAAAAUAAUACCCUAACAAAAUGGCACAGUCGUGUUCAAGCUGCUCAAGGAAUUACACAAAGCAACAAAUUUAAGGCUUUAAAUCAGAAUGUUGUACAACAAAUUGAUCAAACAAUGCUGAAUAAAGAUGAUCUAAUAGAGCGUUCGCGUUUGAGCCGCUCAGAUGGUUCCAAAACUCCUAAUCCUGACCUUUAUGAUGAUACGGAAUUUUACCAAUCUCUGUUGAAGGACUUUAUUAAUUCAAGAUUGGCAGACUCUGGAAGAGAUACAAACGUUCGGUGGGUCGCUUCUAAACAACAAAAACAAAAGAAAGAAAAUGUUGAUACCAAAGCGUCAAAGGGACGGAAAUUACGUUAUCAUGUCCAUGAGAAGCUUCAGAAUUUCAUGGUACCCGUCGAGGUGAGAUCUUGGCCCGAAGAACACAUUGACGAUUUAUUUAAUAGUCUUCUGGGUCAACGCAUCGAUAUGUCUGAGAAUACUAAAGAUGGAGAAGAUGCAGAAAAGAAACAAGAAGAAGAGCUUUCAUUAGCUACGAACGACGGGUUCUCUCUUUUUGGCUAGAAACAGCCUGACAAAAAAAUUUAGGGAAUAUGGUUUAUUGAUAUUCAAGAUUUUUGGGAUUUAAAAGUAAUGGAUAAUAUUGGUUUCUUAUUCGUAAAAAGGUAUUACUGGAGAAAGGUGUUAGAUUGGUAGUUUUGAUUUCAUUAGUUAUAAGGCUUAAAGAUUGGUUGUACCAAGAAAAUUAAUAUUUUUAAUUCUAG
Messenger RNA from Schizosaccharomyces octosporus yFS286, 1733 nucleotides. Its product is annotated as traub family protein. The transcript is spliced from 4 exons. The record is from RefSeq and is a predicted model, not a curated record. Gene Ontology annotation, cellular component: nucleus; nucleolus. The coding region runs from base 91 to 1533 and encodes 480 amino acids. Gene Ontology annotation, biological process: maturation of SSU-rRNA from tricistronic rRNA transcript (SSU-rRNA, 5.8S rRNA, LSU-rRNA). Lineage: Eukaryota; Fungi; Ascomycota; Schizosaccharomycetes; Schizosaccharomycetales; Schizosaccharomycetaceae.